CUGCUACCUGAGUAAUAAAUAGCAGAGUUCAGAGUGCUCACCUGCAAGUGAAUUCCCUCCCCUGUGUCACACACGACAGAACAUUCUACAGCAGCCCCAAGAUGAAGCUGGUGUUGCUCUUCCUGCUGGCUGCCCUGCCCUUUUGCUGCUAUGCAGGUUCUGGCUGCCAGCUUCUUGAGGAUGUAAUCACAAAAACCAUCGAACGUAAUGUGACUGUGUCUCAGUACAAGGAAUUUCUUCAACCUUACCUAGAUGAUAAGCCCAGUGAACAGGCUGCAGAGCAACUCAAGCAAUGUUUUCUCAGCCAGUCAGAUGAAACACUGGCCAAUGUUCAGCAGCUGAUGAACAUAAUAUAUAACAGCAUUUUCUGUAAGCUCUAUAAAUAAGACUCUUGUCUCCCGAGACUACAGAGCAUGAAAAGAACUGAGAUGCCGAAGCUACAGAGCCUAACCUUCCUUCCUGCCUUUCUCCUUCUACCUAUAAGCUGCAAGACAAUUGUUGAAACCUUAAGUACAUUUUCAUUUCAAUAAACUAUCUGCAACACUAAA
This is a messenger RNA of Cavia porcellus (domestic guinea pig), 548 nucleotides long. Its product is annotated as mammaglobin-A-like. Bases 102 to 386 code for a protein of 94 amino acids. The record is from RefSeq and is a predicted model, not a curated record. NCBI's taxonomy places the organism in Eukaryota, Metazoa, Chordata, Mammalia, Rodentia, Caviidae. Gene Ontology annotation, biological process: androgen receptor signaling pathway. The transcript is spliced from 3 exons.